Messenger RNA from Saccostrea echinata, 1030 nucleotides. RefSeq lists its product as uncharacterized. Lineage: Eukaryota; Metazoa; Mollusca; Bivalvia; Ostreida; Ostreidae. The record is from RefSeq and is a predicted model, not a curated record. Bases 353 to 871 code for a protein of 172 amino acids. The transcript is spliced from 5 exons.
CAACUUUUUAAAGACCAUUUGCCUGAUUUUCUUGCAGAGGGAAGUUUCAAAAAUACAUAUUUUCUCGAUAUCGGUGUACUGAAGCGGCAAAUUGAAGCUGUUCUUAAGAGGACCACAAUGGUGGACCGAACUUCUAAUUGACAAUCGCUACGUAACAUUACAGAUAGAUAAGUGUCGGUUACUGUCGUUUUGAUGCUUUUACCAAUUUUAACAGUCCUCCUGCAUUAACACUGAUCGAUUGGUUAUUAAUUAUAUAUCGAAUACUCGCACACAAGUCCAGGUUCAAGAAAUUUUCCUGCUUUAAUAACAGGAAUUUAUUCUGUAAAGGAUUGUCGCCGAGCAAAGAUAAGCGAUGUCAUUUAAUAGUCUGACUUCCCCAAAACCAAAACGCCGAAAAAACAAAGCCAAACUUAAGCUAUCGUGGGAUGCACCCACAAAGGAGGAGCUAAUUGCAGAACAGAUUGAUAACUUCAUAAGUGACGUCAUCAAAAAUGCGAAACAGGAGUACCUUGCACAAGAACGAGAGAACAGCUUAAAUGAAGAAUAUGGGAUGAAUCUCAACAAAGAACUAAAAGAAGAAAUGAUAGAACUGAACACAAGGGAAAUCAAUGGAUCCCAGGAAAACAUACACGGUAAUAACACCGAUAAUCAGACUUCUGAAAUGCACGCCAGGAAAGACCGAGGACGACAUGAUAAUAACUAUCCAGCCAGGAACUGUACACAUCGACCAUCGGAAUUAAACGAGGGAAAUCCUCUACUUGCAGACAGUGCCAAUAUGCCAAAGAGGAGGUACCUCCGAUUAUUACAGAGACACAUACUAAGAAUGUGUUGUCAUUGCUCGUGUAUAAUGAAUGGCAAUGACGUCACUUAGAAACAGGAGUGAAGUGAACCUUGAAUGUUUUCACCCCUUCAAAGAUUUAAGCAUUCUUCAUUUUUUUAAUGAAGCCUAUUUCAUAUUAUGUUGAAAAUACAAAUCUUUUGUUGUAAUAAAAAAAGUGUUGAAAAUAAAAUCUUUACUUUGUUGUAAAAA